GUGGGUCAUGAACUGAGACAAGUUAUAGUGUUGAAGGACUGCAUUUAAGGUGAACAAGUUAAAUUAAAACAAAAUAGAAAAAACUAUAACAACCGGUUACUGACAUAUCGAUUUACGAGAGAAGAGAAGAGCCCUGCAAAAAUUUUUAUAGAAAGAAUCACUUUUGAUAACCUGAGGAAGGCGAAUAGUCAUGGCUUCGGGAUCUGAGCCGUCACUCAACAAUUCUUUUAGGGAAGACUGCACCCCACGACCAUUUGACCAAGAUGUCUUAAAUUUUAAAUAUAUCAAGCACCAAGUCUUGCAACCAGAAUCAGGCGCUUUAGAUCUGAUAUCGCCAUGCCAUGAAUUUAAGUCAUUUGUAACAGCUGCUACGCUGGAUCGCAAAAGACUCCAGGCUAAGUUUGCCAAAGAGGUUCUUAAGUUUGCAUCUGGCUGUAUGAAUAUCAGAUCAAAUGGUACAAUACACUUUGGUGUGAUGGACAGCAGGAAAGAUGGAAGAUAUGUGCAUGGUGAAAUUAUCGGUAUCCCUGUAAAAGAGAAAGACAUUUAUGUAGAUGCUUUAGACGACAUUGAAAGAUGUUUCUCCCAUGACAAGGAGCAUGUACGCCAGUGUGUGAGGCCCCCAAAAUUUAUUGAGGUUAGAGAUCAAGAAAUGACAGAAAGGAAAUAUGUGGUAGAAGUUGACAUUGUCCCUUUAAUAAGCAUUGUAAAGAACAAAGUGUAUGCAGUUUGCCUGCCAAACUUCAAAGAGGCAAAAAACAGACUUGAAUAUGAUAAUGAGGAGGUUUUUCGCAGGGUGGGUUCAAAAACAGAGCGUGUGACUGACCUAAGUCAUUUUCACAGUCGAGUCCAAGAUCGGGAUGCUCAAAGAGAAGAAGCUGAGAGAAAUAGGUUCAGCCCUUCGGAGAUUUGCCAAGACCUUGGAAGGAAACUCAAAAUGCUAAUGACUGAGGGAAAGAAAUUUAUUGAAAACGAUAAAUGGUUUAUACUAAUCACAAACGGAGUCCAACCUGAAGACCUUUCUAAUACUGACUGGCUGCUUAACAUGAACUUGUUCUGUGUGUUUGACUUUGACCCAGACUCAAAGAUAUCUGGCUUUUGCAGCAAAUAUCUUCAGCACCGUGCUCCAAACAUGCAUUUUCUGCAUAGCUACAGGAAACCCAGUGACAUGAGCGCCAACGAUUUCACACAUCAGCUACAUCUAUUUGAGCAAACUAGCUGGAUCUUUUGUAAUGGCCGCUCUGACUUCAAUGCAAAUGAUUCCGCCUGUGAUGAAAUGACUUGGAUCAAGAAAAAAAUAACUUUCCUGAGGGAAUGUGUGUCUUUGAUCUGUAAACAAAUCUUGCCACAGGGGACGUUCCAGGUCAUUUUCCUUCUAACGUCACCAAUUGAGAAACCAAUUCUGCACACCUUUAAUGAGUUUUUUACUGACAUGGAAGGUCAUGAAGACAUCAUCUGCAUCUGUGAAUCUCAGGAAAACUUUCAGAAGUGGAAAAGCUUUGCUGAGUUAACGUGUGGGGAGGACGUUGUGACUGAUAAAAGUGUUGUUGGGAUGAAAAUGAGUCACAUAAAUGCCACUGUGCAGCAAAUACAAAUAGUAAAAGCAUGUGCCAGGAAACACUUGCCAGUCUUUAUGAAAGGGACAUGUCUUCUUGAGACACAGAAAGAGGAACAGAUGUAUUCUCUGGAAAUACUGACGGUUGAUCAUUGUGAUGAAACAAGUGAAGAAUUUAUUGAAGAGAAUAAAACAAGCAUUGAAGGCCAGUUUUACCAUGGUGGGAGAGUGACCUGGUUAAAUUUGUGGCUUGCUGAGCACAGGCAUGUUUUAGAAGUCAUUGAAAGAGAUGCUUACCGUGAUGUUUCCCAACGCCUUAAUGACACUUUAAAAUGGAACACAAACCAGACUCCAGUGCACACUAUAAACAUCUACCAUCAUCCUGGCAGUGGUGGAAGCACAGUGGCAAGACAACUGCUGUGGAACAACAGGAAGGACUUAAGGUGUGCGGUUGUGAAACCCUCAUACACAACUGCCGAAGUUGCGCAACAUGCAGUUAAACUUAGAGAAUAUGAAGAAAAAGAUUCACAGUCGUGUGUUCCUGUGCUGCUGCUUAUUGAAGACUUGGACAAAGAAUAUCUUGAUGAUCUCAGACAUGAGCUGGAGAAUGCCAUGAGAGUAAAAAGAGUUAAAUAUGGAACACUUAGUUUUGUUUUGCUGAGCUGCAGAAGAUCCCAUAAUCCAGAGAAGAAAUGCAAAGAGUCUCCACUUCAGAAUGUUGCAGUUACUCACAAACUGUCUGAUGAAGAGAAGCGAAUGUUUGCUGGAAUACUAGAGAAACUCGAGGUAAAGCAUGAUCCUGAGUUUAUCCUGACAUUUGUUUUAAUGACUAAAGAAUUCAAUGAGGAGUAUGUUCAAAAGUUUGUGAUGCACUUGCUCCAAGACAUUGACCGGCAUUCUGUUGUCACUCGCCUAAUCCACUAUGUUGCGCUGCUGAACACUUACGUUCCUGACUCCUUCAUCUCCCGGUCCCAUUGUGAAGCUUAUCUUACUCUGACUAUUCACAUGGAAAGGUUUCGACAGUACAAGUUUGAGCGAUCACUCAGUGAUCAGGCUAAACUUGUCUUUUUACACAUUAGAGAUAAAAGGACACAAGUGGACUCAAUCAAAAUCAUCAAUCCACAUGUUGCAAAGGAAAUCCUUAAGCAGCUUCUUGGAGACCAACAAACCCAAAGCAGGCUGGCAAUGGAUUUGCUGUGUGAGAAGGCAUUUUUCGAACACAGAUUUGGAAGGGAAGAAUACUUGUCAUUUUUGAGAGCACUUUUCAUAAGGCGAUCUAAAAUAAACAAAGGAGAUGAAUGUGAUAGUUUGUUCUCUCCCCUGAUUGAGCAUGUGCUUGAAAAUGGGAAGAGUCCAGAUAAAGCAAUUGAGUUGCUCAAGAAAGCUUUUGAACGUUUCAACAAGGAUCCAUUCUUUGCGCAACAACUGGCUCGUCUUCAUUAUACUUAUGAAAAGUUUGAAGAAGCAAAAUACUGGGCAGAGACGGCAACUAAACAGCAACCAAACAACUCAUACUUCCUUCAUACAAGGGGGCAGGUGUACAGAAAGUGGUUCCAAGCAAAAUGCGAAGCUCUUGAAACUAUUCCAAAGACGGCCCAGAACACGGCAGAUGCGGUGGAGACUGCACUGAAAGCGUUGGAAUGUUUUCAAGAAUGUGAGAGAGCAGCUAAAGAAGAAAUGGAAAGUGUUAACAGUUCAGGGUACUUUUCUGAAGUUGAGACUGGAUGCAGCCUGCUCAAACUAAUUUCAUCAUUGGAGGUGUUUGAAAACAAAACCAUUGGCCAUUCAGAAUGUAUGAAAUACCUGUUAACAGAUUACAUACCUGAAGAAGUCAGAGAUGCUUGGGAACCAUUUCAUGGUCGUCUGAAGAGACUUAACAAUACAAUGCAGGAUGCCCUGGAGUGGAUUUCAGAAGACCUCAGUUUCUUCCAGACAGACAUUGGAGAUGAAGAUGAAACUAAAAGCAUCGAGGUGAAGAUAAAGAAUCCACUGACAUGGUUGCCAAAAAAGACUUCAGAGUAUGGAAAAUACUUUAGUGAAGCUCAAAGUACUGCACUUCAGUGUGGGCAGUCAACCCUGGACAAGCUAACACCUUUCCAAAAGCGCAUGAUGAUCUAUCACUAUGGUGGGGGUAAUGUAACAUCCAUCCUCUCCAAGUUGACAGACCAAAAGGAUGCAGUAGCUGUUUUAGAGAACAUCCUUGAUCUGUACCCAAAGAAUCCAAUGAAUGCCAGACUUGAUCAAAGGGAUAUUGUCAAUUACAUCAUGACCAACAUUACACUUAACAGCUUGGCACCACAGUCUCAAAAAGUAACUAGUGUAAAACAGCUACAAACACUGUGUGGUCAAUUCCCAUCCGACAAAAGAAAAUGUUCAGCAAAUGCACUAUUCUUGCUCACCUUGCUAUUUUGGCCAGAGGACCACGACACAGAUUGUGAAAGAGAAAAAAAAUAUGGGAUUGUGCAGUCAGCUGUUGAACACCUGGAUAAAGGCUACUGGACAAAAAUGAAGGAUGUUCCUCAGAGAAAGAGAAGGAUUUACACCCAUUUCUUUCUGGGCAAUGGGAAAGGAUUAAACAGAUUUGUCCACAAAAAAACAUUUGAAAAAGACACAAAGGGGGUCUCAGUUUUUGAGAGACGCUUGAAGUGGUUAAGUGGUGAAGCAUGGAAAAUGCCCAAGAUCGCAGCAAUGCUAAAACCUGUUUCUGGGUGGACAGAAGACAAGGUAGUAUACCUUCAGGGCCCACAGAAAAAGUUCAGUAUCCUGCCUCUUAAUGUGUCAUCAGUACCUCAUAAUGAAAACAUCACAUUCUACCUGGGGUUCACAUUCAGAGGUCCUGUUGCCUGUAAUGUCAUGGUGAAAAACUAGUCUUCACAGUCACAUUUGUCUGUGUUAGCUUGAUGCAAAUUGUCUUAUUUGCCAUUUGAUAAAUGCAACAACAAAUGAUAAUGAAACAAAAAAAUGUAUGGUAUGAAAUUAUUGAAAUAUUUGAUAUAUUAAACCCCUGGUUAUUAUUUCUCACUCUGUAUUUACAAAGUAAUAAUGGAUUGCUACUCUGCGUUGUUUUUUUUACAGUAUAGUUGAAACAGUUUCUUAUAGUUAUAUAUGAUUUAUGAGCAUACGAGUUCGAUUGCAGUUCAAAUCUUAACUGUAAGGCGUGUGGAACUGGGGUUGCAGUGUGGAUUCUUCAACAUACUUUGUGUUGGUCUUAAGAAAUUAAACUUGGUAAAAUCCUUUCAUUCAUUUUCUUGUUUUGAUCCUCCUGGAUGGAAAAUAGUGUGGGUAUGAAUCAAUAAAUGGAUAAUGUAAAAAUUUAAAAAAAUAAACAUCGUUAGAUUGUAGACCUUUAUAGUUAACUGUAAACUCACUACUUCAUCAUAUCCAGAUAACAAUUAAGAAACCAAUGCUUUUUUUUACUAUUAUUAAUGGAUUGCUUUUUACGUAGCAUGUCUUGUGUGUUGUCUUAACAUUUUAGAAUGAUUUUGAAACAUGUUAUGUUUUCUUUUAAUGUUAAUGUCAUAUUCAUUAGUAAAAGAAAACCUUACAUUAAUUUGCAAGAGAAAAUGAUUUUUACAUAUUUUGUUCUUUAUACAAUAGAUAAUAUAUUUUUUGUCUUUAAGGUAUGGAAAUAAUACUACUUGGGUUUUAACUUUUUUUUCAAACAUACAUAUUGAAUGAAAUUAGUUUUAAAAAGUGACUGUUGUAGAACAUAUGUAAAUUGGUUAACCAGGUUUUGAUUAUUAUGUUUAUUGUUAGUCACUACCUUGGGUUUUUCUUUAUCAAAACUUUAUGUUUUAUGUAUUUUCAGCUCUGGUGUGAUUUUCUGGAUUG
Betta splendens (Siamese fighting fish) is the source of this 5386-nucleotide messenger RNA. Its product is annotated as sterile alpha motif domain-containing protein 9-like. Gene Ontology annotation, molecular function: protein binding. Lineage: Eukaryota; Metazoa; Chordata; Actinopteri; Anabantiformes; Osphronemidae. The coding region runs from base 191 to 4423 and encodes 1410 amino acids. The record is from RefSeq and is a predicted model, not a curated record. The transcript is spliced from 3 exons. Gene Ontology annotation, cellular component: cytoplasm.